This is a messenger RNA of Syngnathoides biaculeatus (alligator pipefish), 6414 nucleotides long. It is a transcript of the gene bace1, whose product is annotated as beta-secretase 1. Lineage: Eukaryota; Metazoa; Chordata; Actinopteri; Syngnathiformes; Syngnathidae. The coding region runs from base 795 to 2354 and encodes 519 amino acids. Gene Ontology annotation, molecular function: aspartic-type endopeptidase activity. The record is from RefSeq and is a predicted model, not a curated record. Gene Ontology annotation, biological process: amyloid-beta metabolic process; membrane protein ectodomain proteolysis. The transcript is spliced from 9 exons. Gene Ontology annotation, cellular component: trans-Golgi network; membrane; endosome.
GCUUUUCCGUUGUGUCAAGUUAUCCAAAUUGAUACUUUAUGUAAUUGCCAUAUUCUUAAUGGACAGGUUUCAAAUUAGACCAUCUUGUGUGUCAUGGAGGUGAGAGAACACAGGCGGUAUGUGAAGCCGUGAAGUUUUUUUCUAUCGUUAAUUUAUCCGAUUGGCCUAAGGGUGGUGGUGACGUCAUUGGAAACCUGUCCAUAUACAAUAUGCUCUAUGCUUACGCAUUUUUUAAAAAUGCAUUUUAGGAUUACAGGUGACAUGGAGCCUAUUGGCUGACUUUGAGAUAUUUUAUUUUGAAAAUGUAUUUUUAUUUUGGAAAUUGUCGUAGGAAGUAAGUGAUCCUUUGCCCCGCAGUGGUGGGUGAUACUAGGACUUUCCGGACAGAAAAUGCAGUAGGGCGGAUGGAGGAAGAGCAGGAGAUGGUUGGAAGAACAACGGCGAACGAGAUGAGCGACUCGGUAAGAAGCGCGGAUGCGAAUGUAUCAGCCUCCGCGUCUUAUGCAAACCAUUGUAGAAAAAGCCACGGGCCUUCGACUGUUGCUUCCCUCACCUGGGCCCUAACACCGAGGUUUGCCUGAGGAUGAAUUCCACAGUUUAAUACGAAUUUGAGCAAUGUGAAGAAGCUAGCUCUCUUGACUCCUUUUAACGUCAGUACAGCAAGGCACGGCACGGUGAAUUAUGUCAUGGAUUUAGCCGCUCACCACCAACACUCUCCUGUGUUACCCAAAACCGCACCAUAAAUUCAACAAAAACCACCACCAUCCACAUAAUAAUCAUCGGCGUGUUCUAACAUGGAGUCGUCGAGAGUACAACCUCGCCUGUUGCCAGCGUUUGUGGCGUGGGCCAUACUAUGGCAGCUAGGUGGCGGCCAGGCGGCGCCGGACGCCUCGGGCCUGCCUCGAGCUAUUCGCUUGCCUCUGAGCCAAGCAGCUCGCAUGGAAGCGUCGCCGCCUCUCGAGCGCGGCCACACCAGGAGGCCGAGUGGUCGCCGGCGGAGGGGAGUGACGGCCAGCGGCAUCAGCUUCGUGGACAUGAUCGACAACCUGCGUGGAAAGUCCGGCCAGGGUUACUACGUGGAGAUGGCGGUGGGCUCUCCUCCCCAAAAGCUGAACAUCCUGGUGGAUACAGGAAGCAGCAACUUUGCUGUUGGGGCAGCUACUCAUCCAUUCCUGCGCAAAUACUACCGUCGCUCACUCUCAACCUCUUACUGUGACCUUGGAAGGAGUGUGUAUGUUCCCUAUACCCAAGGGCGAUGGGAAGGCGAGUUGGGUACCGAUCUAGUCUCUGUUUCACACGGUCCUAAUGCUACACUCCGCGCCAACAUUGCUGCAAUUACGCAAUCUGAUCGCUUUUUCAUCAAUGGAUCUAACUGGGAAGGAAUCCUUGGACUGGCCUAUGCAGAUAUAGCACGGCCUGACGAGAAAUUAGAGCCUUUCUUUGACUCCCUGGUUCGCCAGACGUCUGUCCGCAACCUCUUCUCUCUCCAGCUUUGUGGUGCAGGUUUUACCCAAAACUACUCUCUGGGCAGCACUACUGUCGGAGGCAGCAUGAUCAUUGGAGGCAUAGAUACAUCCCUGUACGUGGGUGAGCUUUGGUAUACUCCUAUCCGUAGGGAGUGGUACUAUGAAGUCAUUAUUGUGCGCAUUGAGGUGAAUGGACAGGACCUUAACAUGGACUGUAAGGAGUAUAACUACGAUAAAAGCAUUGUGGACAGUGGCACCACCAACCUCCGACUGCCGAGAAAAGUCUUCCAGGCUGCUGUCAAGGCUAUUGGAGCAGCUUCCUCAACAGAGCAGUUUCCGUCUGGUUUCUGGCUUGGUGAAAUGCUGGUGUGUUGGCCCACUGGUGCUACACCCUGGCACAACUUCCCAGUCAUCUCCCUCUAUCUGAUGAGUGAAAACCGUAACCAGUCUUUUGGAAUCUCUAUUCUGCCGCAGCAAUACCUGCGGCCAGUUGAGGAUCCAGCUUCGCCUCAGGAAAUAUGCUAUAAGUUUGCUAUGUCCCCAUCUAGCACUGGCACAGUGAUGGGGGCAGUUAUUAUGGAAGGCUUCUAUGUGGUGUUUGAUCGAGAGAAGAGUCGAAUUGGUUUUGCUGUCAGCACCUGUCACGCUCAUGACGAGUUUCGCACAACCUCUGUGAAAGGCCCGUUCUAUGGGACCGACUUGGAGGACUGUGGCUACAACAUCCCUCAGACAGACGAGUCUACUCUUAUGACUAUUGCCUAUGUCAUGGCGGGUAUCUGUGCUCUAUUUAUGCUGCCAUUGUGUCUCAUGGUGUGUCAGUGGCGCUUUGCACGCUGCCUUCACCCACACGGGGACUUCUCUGAUGACAUAUCACUCCUUAAGGACUAAUUGAAUCACAGAGCCCUCAAUUUGAAACACAGAAAAGGAAGGAAUAUGUACAAUGUAACAAAUUAAAUUAUUUUUCACCAAUAUAAUCUGGAAAAUAGAUGCCCAUGUGAAGUACACAUAUUUUGACUCCUGCUUCUGGUAGCUGGACUGCUCCAUUUUUGCUGUACUUUGAAAUAUUAUGGUUGCUUGUCAUGGUGAUGCAGCUGCAAAAAUAAACUUCUGUUCCUCAUAACUGAAGGCUGUCCGUUAGGCAAAGCAAAAAUAAUUGAAAAUGCAACUGAAGAGUUUGUUUUCAAAAUGAGACAUAUCCGUUUUUUUCAUUUUGAGGAAAAGGUCUUGGUAUUGAAGUGAAAACAAUAAACUCAAUUUAUGUUUCUAACUAUUGGGGGAUGGAAAGAGAUGCUAAAAAGUAACUAAACACCAUACUACAAAAAAUAUUGGCUUUAAUAUUCACCGAGUUUUUUUGAUGACAAAUUUAAUUUUUUCUCCAAAAUGAGACAUAUCCAAACAUUCUAUUCUUGGCAAAGUGAGACAUAUCCAAAUUUCGACUUAAACCUUCAGGAGCAGCUGUAUUUUUUUUAAAAAAAUCAGUUGCUUUUGAUAGGCAAUCAUGAAAACUAUUUGCCUUUCAAUAUUUCAAGCAUUUUAAAAUAAUAUUUAAGGCCAUGACCACCACAUUUAGAGAGUUAGGUAUCAGAAAUAAGGGUCAGUCACAAUUUUCACAAUUAGCUCACUAAUGUCAGAUUUUGAAAAAGGAGAUGAAAAAAUGGGAAUUUCUUUUAAAAAGGUGUUUUUCAGUUAUUUAGAAACUGUUUGUUUGUUCAGUAUGAGGUCUUAGAAAGGCUGAGUUUACAUCAUUGUAAUUUUGUGUAUCUGUAUGCGAUUCUGCAAUCCGACAUCUGCAGGCAUUGUGUCACUCAGUUGAUUAAUUUUGUUUAUAAGUUGAUGUGAGAUCAUUAAGAAAGUAAACUGCUUCAAACCAGUCUACCAAGGUUAAUAUGGGUUCCGAGGGAUACCAGCAGAAAAAAAUAGGUAGUCGAUCUCAUACACACAUCUCCAAAAUGAAAUCAGUUUCAAACUCACAAAUUCACUGUUUGAAAUCUGACUCAUUGAGUCUGCUUUCUUUUGAUUUUAUUUAUAGCUGUCGCUGUCGGAGGAAAGAACACUGCAGAAUAGGAUAUAAGUCUGUAGUAAUAAUAACAGUAUUCAUAAUGCUCAUAGACAGAAAUUGAGUCUACUCCAAGGGUGUUGAUUUCCUUUUAAUGUCAACUUUUCUUGAGUCAUAGCCGAUAACUUUCCUUAUAAAAAAUGGCAAAAAAAAAUAAGAUUGCAUAGAAUUAUAAAAAUUUAUUCAUUCAUUAAUGAUCGUUGGUGAAAUAUUUUGAACAAAAUUACUAUUCAAGCAUUACACAAUCAUAGACAAAACAGUAUGUUUAUUACAUUCAGAUACAAAGGUACUUGGAUGAGAACUGAAGUAUUAAAUUGCAAUAAUUUCAUAAAGAAUUAAAAUUAAAUAGGAAAAGCACCCUCACAAUGGGCCAGCCUGCAAGUAAACCAGCACAAUCACAGAUUCAUUUAUUCGAUAUUAUUAAACAUUGAUAAACAAAAUACAAGACUUAGUUCAGCUUGAAAGCAUGAAACACUGUAAAGAUAAAAUCGACAAAAAUGCAACAAAAACAAUCUACAAAGAUCAAAAGUCUUUAUUUUCUUUCAAUUCAUAAGUAGAAAAGAAACAUUACUGAUUCACACAUCAGUAGAUUCUAUUAAAAAUAGAAUUCAUGUAAAAGAAAAUCCAAAUGUGAUAAAAAAGGAAACAAUAGGUCAACUUCACAAAGAGAAAAAAUAGGGUCUACUAUCACAGCAAGCGCUUCUUCUUUUCUGACCCCGUUUCUGCUGGGUUUCUUUUCCUUCCCAGCUUCAUUCUCUCCGGUGUCUCGUACAUAAAAUCAAACUCGGCAUUAGCAUCUCUCUCAAACGUGGGCGCAGCCAUUUUGGAUGAUGAUGUGGAAGAUACCGGAACUUCCCUCUAGACGAAUUCUGAUUGGAUGCUGCUUGCUUCAGCAGCGCACGCUGAUUGAACGAAAUUAUGUCGCAUUUUGCUCUAAAUAAGAUCUCGAUAUGUCGCAUUUUGAAAUAAAACGCGAUCUUCCUUGGCUGAUAUAGAACGAUAUGUCGCACUUUCAACAAAAAUCAGAGUAUCCCGAUAACUACCAUUCGGAGCUGGACAAUUUUGGCGCGAGUUUCGUAAAUCUGAAAAAAAUGCCUAUGUCGCGUUUUGAAAACAAACUCUUCAACUAGAAAGAUAUGACCUAGGAUAACCUGUGAUGGCCAAAACAAGUUUACUCUCAUGUGGCACUUUUACUUUUGCUUGUACCGAAGGGUUUCUCUACAAUAAAUAGAAUACUGUAGUUCCUGUCACAUGCAGGCUACUAUGCAGAUCAGUCCUAUGAUAUGAAGAGAGACCAAAAAACUAUCCAAACAGGGGAAAGAAAUAGCGUUCAGGAGAUAUUACAUAUCAAUUCACAAUAAUAAAAAAAAAAAACUUCAUUAGAAACCGAUAUUUAUUAGAUUUGGAAUCCAAGAGAAAAAUAAUACCGAACUUUACACUAUGACUUGAUCAGGAUGUUUACAGAGUGUAGGAAGCCAUAAUUGACAUUGUGCACAAUGGCAUGACUAUGUGUGGUUUUGGUGUGUGUUUUCGAUCUACUGUUAGUUGCUUAAGAUGAACAGCAAUGAGACAUGAGCAUGUUUCCGUGCGUGUGCGUUCUUUCGUGUACCUGUACUCGUUAUUCAGACAGGUAUAAUGAGAAUUAAACUACUGGAAAUGAUAUAAUAGUAUCUAUUAAAAAAAUUAUUACUAUUAAUAACACUAUUUCACAAACUCCACCAAAGAAUUCUCCUGAGAAACUGUAAAUUUAAAGUCUAUCACCUUGUAAUCUGUAUGCUUGAAAUUACUGAACACCAGGUCAGUAUCUGAUGUCACAUAUUCUAUUGUAAGCGCAAGUGUCAAUUGUACAUAGAAUUUGUUUUCAAAGCUUCAGUUUCGACUGAAAUACUUUUGUUAUUGUUGCAAAGAACGUCAGUAGCAUUGCACAUCAUCAAUCCGGUGUCUAAAAUGUAUAGGGCUUUUUCCAUGACCCAGAAACAGCUCAAUUUUGAAUUAUUUUUAAGAGGCUGGAAAACCAACUCAAAAUGUUACGAAAAAUUCGAGUUCAGCGACUGUAUCCCUAUGUUGUAAUAAAGUGCUCGUUCUGUAAUUUUUUUUGUUUGUUGCACUACAAGAAAAGUAUGUGCAGGCACAGCCUAUGGUAAGAUCCAGAGAUAUGCAAAUGUUUCAAAUAAAUAUACAAACUGUUGAAAGUGAUCAUAUUUUACAUUAAAGUCUUGUGGUGUCCUUACUCAAAUACUUUAUCCCAUUUUAUCUGUGAAUAUGUGUGUCACCUUAUUGUUUAUAUACUUGUAAUUAAUUACAUUUUGGUUAUGUGUAGUGGAACUAGUCCUUCAAAAUAUAAAAACACAUUUCGAUAGAAGGUCAGCACGAAUACAUUUACAACUUCAGGGCAAUGGGCUACUGCACACAAAUUAAAAAUAUACUAACAAAAUGAUUGGGUGUCACGUAGGUUUCCCAAAUUCCCAGAAUUCUACAAUUUUGCUGAAUUCUAGAAUUAUUAGUGAAAAUUAAUAAUUUUGGAUUCUGGUGUAUUGAGGAGUUUUUUUAUUUUCAACCAAAGUUAGCCUAGGUAGAUGGCACACCCUUUUUUGAGUUUCUUUUUAUGACAAGACCAUUUUGAACUAGGACUCACCAGUCGUUUCUUCUUUCUUCUCUUUGAAUCCGUUUUGGCCUUGCUAAAUUAACCCUAACUUGUUGAAUUCUGAACGAUUUUGACGUAAAAAAAUAGAAAUCAGACAGAAUUUUAUAAUUGUGGCUUUUAUAAGAAAUUUCUUUGUUUACAGUCAAGCAGGACCUGAAGUACAAAGAUGCUGAAGUUUUGUGUGGGUUGAGGUUUCACAAAUGAGUCCAAUGCAGAGAGCAAAGCCUGGAAAAUUACCUUUAAUAAAA